Myxocyprinus asiaticus (Chinese sucker) is the source of this 2057-nucleotide messenger RNA. RefSeq names its product hypoxanthine phosphoribosyltransferase 1 (gene hprt1). Gene Ontology annotation, biological process: IMP salvage; purine ribonucleoside salvage; hypoxanthine metabolic process. The record is from RefSeq and is a predicted model, not a curated record. The coding region runs from base 176 to 832 and encodes 218 amino acids. The transcript is spliced from 9 exons. Gene Ontology annotation, molecular function: hypoxanthine phosphoribosyltransferase activity; magnesium ion binding. Lineage: Eukaryota; Metazoa; Chordata; Actinopteri; Cypriniformes; Catostomidae.
UGAACGCUGAUUGGUCGGCAGGAUCUAUACCUUCCCAAAUACUAUAAACCCAACGGUGUAAUGUGCGGAAGAUAGAAAUUGAGCUCGUUCAGUCCUUUAGAGGUUAAAUUGAGACUGCCCGGCAUUUCUGGUCGGAAUCGAGGACUUUUGCAGCAGCAGCUUGGUAGGGACGGACAUGGCGUCUAUCAGCCCCUGUAUCGUGAUCAGUGAUGAGGAGCAAGGUUAUGACCUGGACCUCUUCUGUAUACCAAAACAUUAUGCAUCUGACUUAGAACGAGUGUAUAUUCCACAUGGACUCAUAAUGGACAGAACCGAACGUCUGGCCAGAGACAUCAUGAAGGACAUGGGUGGGCACCAUAUUGUGGCUCUGUGUGUGCUCAAAGGGGGCUACAAAUUCUUUGCUGACCUACUAGAUUACAUCAAAGCCCUCAAUCGCAACAGUGAUCGUUCCAUUCCACUGACAGUGGACUUUAUUCGCCUCAAGAGUUACCAAAAUGACCAAUCUACAGGUGAAAUCAAAGUAAUUGGUGGAGAUGAUCUGUCCACUCUCACAGGGAAGAACGUCUUGAUUGUUGAGGACAUAAUUGAUACCGGGAAGACAAUGAAGACCCUGUUAGAACUUCUCAAGCAAUAUAAUCCAAAAAUGGUAAAAGUGGCCAGUUUGCUUGUGAAGAGGACACCAAGGAGUGUUGGCUACAGACCAGACUUUGUAGGAUUUGAGGUUCCUGACAAAUUUGUGGUUGGAUAUGCUCUUGAUUACAAUGAGUACUUCAGGGAUUUAAAUCACAUCUGUGUCAUCAGUGAAACAGGAAAGGAGAAGUACAAAGCAUGAGAAACCCUGAACUUCCCCCUCUAGCUGUAUAUCACUUGUUUUUUUUUAAAAAAAUCACUUGUUUUUCAUUUUAUGUCCAUUUUGUAGUUUUCAGUAAUGCAGCUCACCACAACUAAGCAGGUCCUCCAAUCAGGGUCUCUGGUGCAGUGUGUGCUGUUAAUGCACCUUAUAUUUGAAUUUGUUUAUACCUCCACAAGCCACCUGCUAUCAAACACACAGUAACUGCAAAGUUCAGUCUUGAGAAUAGUAGUCUUAAGACUGCUGCUCUGUGUUCCUUAGAAUGAGUGUUUUAAACAACCAUUUAAUAAACAAUUGGGUAAGGGCCAAAAUUCCUUGAAUUAUAAACAAGGAUGCAAACUCAUGAGAGAUGGAAAAAGGUGAGAAAGUCAUAGCAGGUGUUCCAGGGGUAUAUUCUUAAUGAUUAUGUAUUUCAAGCUUUAAGUGUUUAAGCUUAAAGCACCCAUUUCAAGUGAUUUUAAUAAGUAAAAAAUUUAAAAAUGUUACCAAAUAUUUUGGACAAAUUAACUUAAAAAAAAAAAAAAAAGGUCACUAGAUGAAAGGUUAGUAGUUUGCAUCCUUGUAUAUAGAUUUGUGUAAAAUAAUGGAUGGGUGUUUAAAAAUUAGAUUUAUAUAGAUAAAACAAUAUUGAGUUUCAGGUUAUCUUGCUUUGCUAUUCAGUAUUUUAAAGAACACACAAUUCUUGUUUGCUCAGAUGGCUAAGGGAGAACAUUAAUAUUUCCCAAAGACUAUUUGCAGUGUACUGCAUUAUGAAUUGCCACUGUAAUAAUCACCCUGUCAAUAAUUAUUAAUAUCAGUGAUUGAAUGCUAUUACAUGUGAAUGUAUCUACAAAGGCGAAGUGCAACAUGAUUUUCCAACCUCAUUUUAAACCUAUUGACACUUUAAAGCCAAAUAUCACAUCCUCAUGUUUUUAUUUAUUUUUCUUUUUUUCUGUUUUGUAAUUUUGUUAAUUUUGCCUGCAAAGAUAUUUAUUUGUGUCCAAUUACUAAAUUUCUGGUUCAUAAUUAUAUAAAUGAAAUUAAAAGAAAAAAUAAUGGUGCCUUAUAUGGUAAGUUGCAUGACCACUUGUGCUACCAUAUAAAUACUGUAAUGAAGAGACUGAUCACAAUGAAAAAAUAAUGUUGUGACCUUACCAUUGUUCAACAGCCUGUCAGCUUGCAACUUUCUGAUUAAAUUAUUCAAAGUAUUUUUGAGUGUUCUCCCAAA